Messenger RNA from Ornithodoros turicata, 1434 nucleotides. RefSeq names its product tRNA (guanine(37)-N1)-methyltransferase-like. Bases 110 to 1414 code for a protein of 434 amino acids. The record is from RefSeq and is a predicted model, not a curated record. The transcript is spliced from 6 exons. Gene Ontology annotation, biological process: mitochondrial tRNA methylation; tRNA N1-guanine methylation. Gene Ontology annotation, cellular component: mitochondrial matrix; cytoplasm. Lineage: Eukaryota; Metazoa; Arthropoda; Arachnida; Ixodida; Argasidae. Gene Ontology annotation, molecular function: tRNA (guanine(37)-N1)-methyltransferase activity.
GUUGAUCAGAGAACGCCUGGCUCGUGGCACGGAGACUGAUCUGGCCCAGGCUGUGAAUACCGCCAGUGGACCACAGACUGUAGACUCGGAUGAGGACUAAUACUACUACAUGCUCAGGAGACUGCUGCUGCUUGCUUCCUUGAAAGUGAAGAUGGGCGAUCCUGCAUUCUCUGCCAUCUGCCCACCUGCAACGGUCAAGGGGAUGACCCAGCUGGACAGGGAUGCCUUUAGGACUGUGGUCAAAGUGCCCUGUUUCGAGGUGGCUACGGAAAGUAGCAACACUGCGUUGUGCGCCGUCCGGAAGUACCUCCUAAAGCUGCCCCGGUUCAAGCCCGUUCAGGAUGGCUGCAGCAGCAAAAUAUUUGUCCUUAAUCCUGACAUGGUGCAGCGGAUAGAAGACAUGACUCAGAACGUCCGCAACACUUUGGAACAUUGCGGAGUGACGAGCCUGGGGGUGAGGGAUGUGCCUUUGCACUAUGACAACUGGACUGCGGAGGUGGUCCUUCGUGCCGUCUUGGGGCAGCCAGAUGCAGUGGGGCACAGCAUAGUGGGACACAUUGUCCAUCUGAACCUACGUCCUCACCUGGAGCCGUUUAAGCAUCUCAUUGGUCAGGUGUACUUGGACAAGGUGAAAAAUGUCGGCUGUGUGAUGAACAAGGUGAACACCAUAGAGAACGAAUUCCGCACUUUCCACAUGGAACUGCUGGCAGGGGAAGCAAAGACGGAGGUUUCUGUGAAGGAGAACGGGGCACGGUUCGAGUUUGACUUUGCUGAGGUGUACUGGAAUCCCCGUCUGUCAACGGAGCACUGUCGCAUCGUCUCUUGCCUGGGUGCAGGCGACGUCCUUUACGACGUGUUUGCAGGAGUCGGCCCUUUCGCCAUCCCUGCUGCCCGGCGCAAGUGCACGGUCUUUGCAAACGACCUCAACCCAGUGUCCUACAAGUGGCUCAGUCACAAUGUGGCUCUCAAUAAGGUCUCUAAGCAGGUGUCAACCUUCAACUUGGACGGGCGCGAGUUCAUCCGUACGGUGUUCGGUUCCAGAGUUCCGGAGCAGCUGGAGCAGGGCAAGUGCAUCCACGUCGUCAUGAACCUUCCCUCCAAUGCCACCGAAUUCCUGGAUGCGUUCGUUGGAGUCCUGGAACGGGAACCCGCCAUAUCCUCCGACACACGUCCUCCGAUCGUCCAUUGCUACUAUUUUGAGAAACAGGACAAGGAGGACAAGAGUGCCAGAGCCCUGCAGCUGGUACAGGAGGCUGUCGGCAAAGAAGUAGCCACUGCAGAAAUGAAGUUUGUGCGUAGUGUGGCGCCCAACAAGGACAUGAUGCGCGUCACUUUCGAGCUGCCCCUCAGCAUCAUGGCAAACUGUCCGCCGGCAAAGAGGUGCAAACUGCAAGAAGUGUCCGUUUCACAGUAAAGGCUUUUUCUUCACUACCA